UCUUCGAGGUCUCUCGCUUGUAAGAAAUGUGGGAAAGGAGCACUUCCUGUUUAGCGAUUUUCUCUCCAGGAAAAAUGGUGCAGGAGGAGCAGUUCAGAAUUACGCCUGGAGUUAAUAAAUAACAUUUCCGCCUCAUUUUGAUGGAUGCCAGAGACAAGCAGGUUCUGCGCUCCUUGCGCCUGGAGCUGUGUGCAGAGCUGCUGGUUGAGGGCCUUAUCAUUCAAUAUCUUUAUCAAGAAGAAAUUCUAACAGACAAUCAUGUGCAAGAAAUAAGGGCCCAAGUUACUAAUCAACGGAAAACUUUGGUGCUUCUUGACAUCCUUCCAACAAGAGGGCCUAAGGCAUUUGAAGCAUUUCUAGAAUCCUUACAAGAAUUUCCAUGGGUGAAAGAAAAACUUGAAUCAAAGCGCAAUGAAAUUAUGCUACUGACUCCUGCAGAUGACCAGCUACUCAGAUUUCCACAACAGAUUUUGAAGAAACUGCCAUCCGAUCAACAGAUUAGUAAACUUGCUCAGAGACUUGGACCUGAAUGGGAGUGCAUUGUAUUAUCUCUUGGCUUGAGCCAAAAAGACAUUUACUGUUGUAAAGUCAACCACCCAUACAAUAUCCAAUCACAGAUUGUAAGUGCCUUCAUUUUAUGGAGGCAGCGUUUAGGGAAUAAAGCUACUACGGAGAGUCUGUGCACUGGUUUGAAAUUUGGAGAAGUAGAUUCUUCAGUAAUCCAGCAACUGCUUCAAUGAGCUUCUAAACUGGAUUGAAUCGAACCAAAGGCCCAUUCCAUAUUCUGUCUCCACAGUGCUCACUCAGAAAUUAUGGAAAGUCUACAUCUUGGCAUGACUUUAGCAACUACCCAGUAUUCUCACUCACAUUGCCUACCAAUUGGCUUUAACAUGCGAAUGUUGAUUGUUGCAGCAGGUAUAUUGCCAUCAUGAUCAGUGUUGGUAACCUUUUCCUCUAUGGAGUCUCCAAAUGCCAUGCCUUCAUAUGGCAAAGCCACGUUUAAGAUCAGAUACUGUGGAGGAGGUUUUGGUAUUGCAUGAGAUCCUAUCGUGUGGAUGAGAAAUUAGUGUUGACAACUGUACCAAAGCUGUGCAAGCCUUCCACAAUACCAAAGCACUCUCCUCUUGACAUUAAUUACCUUUAUUAAUAGCAAUAAGUUGAUCCAGUAGCAAAUCAUAAGGAAAGGGCUGUCAUCACUGAAAGCUACCAAGGAUAAUAGUCUCACUAGUAGAGAUACAAGGAAACAGAGCAGGUACUGCUUUUUUAAUGUUAGUAUCUAGGAAUGUUACAAUGUCCUGUUUAUUUUUAAAGCUUGCAUAUUGUGUAUUAUUACAACCAUAAAAAAGAACAGUCCAAAAAAGCUGCAUUUUGUUAUAUGAACUCUGAUUACUUAUUGUGUAAGUUAACUUAAGUCAUGGAUUGGAUCUGAUCUUAAUUCUUGAUGGUGUGCACUGGAGUGGUCAUAUUCUAUAUUUUAGUAUAAAAAGAUUAAUAAUACUGAUGUAUGCUUUUGCCUGCAGCUUCAUCUUAGACAAAGCGUUCUCUGCAUUUCCUGAAGUUAAUGGAUCUAAGUUUGCCUAUCUUUGCAUGUGUCAAAAAAUCUCCCCAAAUUUCUAAUUUAAAAGCAAGUAGUGAUGAAAAGCAUACUUUUUCCAACCUAUUUGUGUCAUUUUCCUCUGGAUAUGUUCAUUUGUGAUUCAAUAAUAUUGCCAAGUGUUUUCUACUUACUGGAUUGAAUUUUGCAGAUAUUCCUAAAAGCCAGUGUUCUUAUUUGAUUGCUGUCAGCUUUCAUUCCUCUUUAAAUCACUUACCACCCAAGGAUUCUCUAAUCAAGUAGAUUUUUUUCUCUAGGAAGUUGAUCCCUUGUCCUCUGCCUUCUUAAAGAUUCUUAUCAGAAUUUGUAUACAUUUUAAUUGUCCACUACUACCCUGACUCUCACCAUCCCACUCUUACCUGUUUCUAAGAUUUGUCAUAUUUUGGUAGAUUGUAAAAUGUCUCAUUUCAUUCUCCCUUUGAUUGUAUGGCCUAAUAAUUUAGAAAAGAUGUUUAUUUAUUUAGAAUACAGUGGGAUGUGAAACCCAGUUCCCUUCCAAUGCCUCAAAACUCUGUUUUGAAUCUGUUUCUCCAGAAAGCUAGCAUUAUCACCAAGGAAAGAGUUGCAAUAGUCAGGCCAAAAAAGACAAAAGGAAACUUUAAAAUGCUCUGGUGCCAUACUCCUCUUGCAUAGUAAGAAAAGGAAAUUAGAAUUAAGAGUUCAGUAAGUUUGCCUUCAAAUUAGAGUAAUCUUUAUGCUAAUCUUAUUUGCUUUAAUGUUAUUUUGAGGUUUGACAAACUUCAUUUGAACAGUGGUAUGAUAUUUUCUGAUUUUGAUUACCUAACCUGGCCUUGUAGUGAUUUCUGGGGGGGGAACCCACUUAUUUAAUCUUUUAAAUUAGUAAAUGAAACUCUUAACAAUCAGUUCUGCCACAUUCAAGGAUAAGUUUGAAUCAUUCAGUCAUUUUAAGUACUUUUUUCCUUUGUACAAAACUAUUUUAAUCUGUGUUUAAAAUUUUGCUUGUACAUUUUCCAUUAUGGAUCUCCCCCAGACGAACUUUCUCCUAUUGCUUCCUGUCCUCCCUUCAGAUGCCAUGGAGAAUAAAUUGAUGUCCUCUUCCCUGCAGCAGCUCUUCAAGUAUUGGAAUAUUGCUGUCGUGCACAUCAUCUACCUACCUGAUGCAGGUGGCAGCUUGCUUUAUUAAGCACCGGAGUUAAUCUUCAUGCCUUGAGUGACCAUUUUAGAACUAUAUAUCCUUGGCAUCAUCUCUAACAUUUGUGGCUCAUCCCUUC
Crotalus tigris (Tiger rattlesnake) is the source of this 2826-nucleotide messenger RNA. RefSeq names its product CASP2 and RIPK1 domain containing adaptor with death domain (gene CRADD). Bases 141 to 740 code for a protein of 199 amino acids. Gene Ontology annotation, biological process: signal transduction; regulation of apoptotic process. NCBI's taxonomy places the organism in Eukaryota, Metazoa, Chordata, Lepidosauria, Squamata, Viperidae. The transcript has 3 exons. The record is from RefSeq and is a predicted model, not a curated record. Gene Ontology annotation, molecular function: death domain binding; protease binding.